GAAGAAGAAGACGUCAUCAACAUGCGCCACAAUCACGCCACACUCUGUCUGCGACCUUUAUACAACUCCGUCUUGUAUUUGUAAUGUUACUAAUGAUGUGAGAGUUGUUUAGACGUGUUAGUGUUUGCUGAAGAAACCAUAAAAAUAUGCUUCGAGUUUCCGUCUUCGUUUUCAACAGAGGAGCGGCUCAAAGGUUUGCCUCAUCGUUCUCCGGUGAGCGUGCUCUCCCUCCAAACUUACUCCUCCCCUCCAACCUGGUGGAUCCUGCCAGAAUAAAGCGUCGUCCUCCCCCCGCUGACUGCUCCCUGCCUCUGCUGAGGACGUGUGAUGCGGCGGUCCCGGUUCACCUGAGCCCGGUUCAGACGUGGGUGGACACUCUGCAGAAGGACCGCGAGCCGCUCGGUUUGACGGAGCUCCACCCAGACGUCUUUUCUGUGCCUCCGAGGCUCGAUAUUCUACACGCCGUUGAAGUAUGGCAGAGAAACUACAAACGCAUUAGCCACGCCAACACAAAGGUGAGGUCUGAAGUGCGAGGCGGAGGCAGGAAACCAUGGAAACAGAAAGGAACUGGGAGAGCUCGCCAGGGAAGCAUCCGAGCGCCUCAUUGGAGAGGAGGUGGAGUGUCUCACGGGCCGAGAGGACCGACCAGUUACUACUACAUGUUACCCAUGAAGGUUCGAGUGCAGGGACUCAAAGUGGCUCUGACUUCCAAGUUGGCGCAGGAAUGUCUUUACGUUGUGGACGCUCUGAACCUGCCCACGCCCGACUCUCAGUACCUGCUGGAGCUCAUCAGACAGCGACACUGGGGCGAGUCCGUGUUGAUAGUUGAUGUGGGUGAGGAGUUCCCUGAAAACAUCCUGCUGGCCACAGAAAAAUUAAAGACUGUUAACAUCAUUCCAGCCAUCGGUCUGAACGUGCACAGCAUGCUGAAGCACGAAGCGCUUGUCCUCACCCUGGAAACGGUGAAGUUCUUGGAGGACAAACUUCUUUGGCACAACCAGCGCUUCUCUUCUCUCUAUCCGUUCAAACUGCCCUACUCUGACUUACCGUGGCAGAAAUGAUCAUCGGACGCUUUCAAACAUUUUGCUUUAUUGUGUAACAAUAAAAAAGUCAUACUUGAAAAAAUAAAAAAAUCAUUCAAAGUUAAAAAC
Messenger RNA from Nematolebias whitei (Rio pearlfish), 1151 nucleotides. It is a transcript of the gene mrpl4, whose product is annotated as mitochondrial ribosomal protein L4. Lineage: Eukaryota; Metazoa; Chordata; Actinopteri; Cyprinodontiformes; Rivulidae. Gene Ontology annotation, molecular function: structural constituent of ribosome. Gene Ontology annotation, biological process: translation. The record is from RefSeq and is a predicted model, not a curated record. The transcript is spliced from 9 exons. Gene Ontology annotation, cellular component: ribosome. Bases 147 to 1061 code for a protein of 304 amino acids.